UUUUUGAAAUAUAAAGCCUCAAAUUAAUGGGCCUUACUUACGGCCCAUACUCAACAUGUGUUAUUUUCUUCCGAUGUAAAAUAAAAAGAACAGAGUCUCCAGUUUCUGCCGGCAACGGGAUAAAGUCGUCUGACAAUGGAUGAUUUGUCAGCUUACUACACUCACUACAGUCUCCCGUCGAUUAUUCCUCCUCCGCUGCCGCCGGGAGUAGCUCCGAUUCCAGUUACUCCAAUACAUCCGGUAUACUUACCCACGCAGUCCUCAACCGGAGAUGUUCGAACGCUUUUCGUCGCCGGACUUCCGGAAGACGUCAAGCCUCGGGAGAUCUACAAUCUAUUCCGUGAGUUCCCAGGAUACGAAACUUCGCAUCUCCGAAUCUCUGGUGGAUCCAAGCCCUUCGCGUUUGCUGUGUUCUCGGAUCUCCAAUCAGCUGUAGCGGUGAUGCAUGCUCUCAAUGGAAUGGUGUUUGAUCUCGAGAAGCAUUCUACUCUUUACAUUGAUCUUGCUAAAUCAAACCCUAAAUCUAAGCGAUCAAGACCAGAUGAUGACAGGGAGAGCUUGAAAAAGACCAAGCCCUGGAGCAACACUGCCCAGUCCGCAGGUUUUGGCAGCUUUCACACUCCUGGAAUGAGUAGUUCUGCUCACAACACUAUUGGUUUUUCACCUGCACAAAGUCAAGGAGUUGCUAAUGUUGCUGGGAGGGCAAUGAGUACCCCAAAAUCUAAUAAUGCUGCAGAACCUUGCCCAACACUUUUUAUAGCAAACUUGGGACCCAAUUGUACUGAAUCUGAGUUAGUUCAAGUUUUUUCGAGAUGCCGUGGAUUCUUGAAGCUGAAGAUUCAAGGCACGUAUGGGACUCAUGUUGCAUUCGUUGAUUUCCAGGAUGUCAGCUGCUCAAGUGAAGCACUACAUGCUCUUCAAGGAACAGUGCUUUACUCAUCCCUCACUGGUGAGGGAUUGAGGCUACAUACCAGAUAUGCGAGAUCACGGAUGGGAAUGCGCAAGAAGAUUAGUUAAUGUCUAAAAUAGAAUGUCAUGCCAAAACAGCAUAGAUACUCAACUUUGCUAUAUGCACGUAUUGCUUACAGUUCUCAGAUGUAUUAUUUAUCAGAAAUGUAAGGAUCAUAUUGGAGAUAAACUUUUAUGCAAAAAUACAUUGAAAUGAUUAGAAUCAAGAGAU
This is a messenger RNA of Brassica oleracea var. oleracea, 1180 nucleotides long. Its product is annotated as protein couch potato. The record is from RefSeq and is a predicted model, not a curated record. NCBI's taxonomy places the organism in Eukaryota, Viridiplantae, Streptophyta, Magnoliopsida, Brassicales, Brassicaceae. The coding region runs from base 136 to 1017 and encodes 293 amino acids. The transcript has 10 exons. Gene Ontology annotation, molecular function: mRNA binding.